CACCUUUCCCUAUUUCCGGACCAGUACUUGUCCUUUGACCUGUAACGCCGUUUUUCAGCCGUAUUUUUUUGGUUCUGUCUGAUUGUUGGAUGCUAUGAUGCAUAUAUCAUGGGUGAGAUAUGCAGCUGUCCUAGUGUGUCUGUGUGCGAUGGUGGCAGCAAGUGAAGGGGAGAAGGACAAGAAGAAACUGCAGAUUGGUGUGAAGAAACGCGUGGAUCCAGACAAAUGCAAGAUCAAGUCAAAGAAGGGGGACACAUUACAUAUGCAUUAUUCAGGAAAACUAGAAGAUGGUACAGAAUUUGACAGUAGUUACUCGAGGAAGGAACCAUUUGUGUUUACACUAGGAGCUGGACAGGUCAUUAAAGGAUGGGACCAAGGACUGCUCAUGAUGUGUGAAGGAGAAAAAAGAAAGCUGGUCAUACCAUAUGACAUGGCUUAUGGAGAGAGGGGAUCUCCCCCUAAAAUUCCAGGAAAGGCAACUCUAGUAUUUGAAGUCGAACUCAUCCAGAUAGAGAGAAAAGAGGAGUUAUAAGCUGAUUUUGUUAUGGUUACCAUUGUCAUACUUAUAUUCAGGUUCAAAUGUUUAUUUCUUUUGUGGCUGCUUGCCCUUUUCUUAACAGCUGUUUAUAGCACCUUUUGUUUUUAGUUUAGUCAGAUAUCACAUUCCAUGUGAAUACAUCUAAAUUUGUUACACGCUGUCAUCUUUCGUUAUUUUUAACAUUUUGAACAGUUGCAUGAAUGUUUUCAGGAUGUGGAAUUUGUUACUUCAAAUGUUGCAAUAACUAAAAUGUGACCAUCCGACCAAAGAACUAUGAAUUGUCCCAUAUUGUGGCCUUGUUUAUGGUGGGAAAAAAAUGUACAUGUAUUUAAAAGAAAAUGUUAAUUUGGAUACGUCUUCAUUGUCUGCUAGUUGUGAUUGGGUGAGGUUAGUAUGCAUCAUAUGGUAAAUCGAAAUCAACUUGUAUUUUUCAAAUAAAUGCUAAUGAAAUGGCAUUUGUACCCCCACAAGUCUUACAGACAUCAAUGUCAUUUAUAAGAUUCCUUCGACAUCAUGCUCACAGUUGGGGUUUGGAAAUGAACUGCAUUUGUGAUGUUUGAAGUUGUAAAUGAACAUCUCACAGUAAUGAAUGUUUCUCAUGUCAAUAUGUAUGCAAUCAAGAAGUGUUUACAUUUUAGUAUGUCAGGUUAAUUGUUGUUUUAAAAUGAUAUUUUUCUCUGUAUAAAAGAAUGGAAGGUACAUGCAACAAUAAAGAUAUGAUUAAAAUUG
This is a messenger RNA of Gigantopelta aegis, 1267 nucleotides long. RefSeq names its product peptidyl-prolyl cis-trans isomerase FKBP2-like. The transcript is spliced from 5 exons. Lineage: Eukaryota; Metazoa; Mollusca; Gastropoda; Neomphalida; Peltospiridae. The record is from RefSeq and is a predicted model, not a curated record. Gene Ontology annotation, biological process: protein peptidyl-prolyl isomerization. The coding region runs from base 95 to 532 and encodes 145 amino acids. Gene Ontology annotation, molecular function: peptidyl-prolyl cis-trans isomerase activity.